This is a messenger RNA of Platichthys flesus (European flounder), 1640 nucleotides long. RefSeq names its product zinc finger and SCAN domain-containing protein 12-like. The transcript has 2 exons. NCBI's taxonomy places the organism in Eukaryota, Metazoa, Chordata, Actinopteri, Pleuronectiformes, Pleuronectidae. Gene Ontology annotation, molecular function: RNA polymerase II cis-regulatory region sequence-specific DNA binding; DNA-binding transcription factor activity, RNA polymerase II-specific. Bases 68 to 916 code for a protein of 282 amino acids. Gene Ontology annotation, biological process: regulation of transcription by RNA polymerase II. The record is from RefSeq and is a predicted model, not a curated record.
GUCUCUGUUUCCUGCCGCUGCAUCACUUUGUCCGCUCCGAGACUCAAAGUGCGCAAAGAGGAGGAAGAUGUCCGACGUGCAGCUGCUGCGGGUGUCGAUACAUGAGCGAAUCAGCGCCGCCGCCGAAGACUUUCUACUGCAGCUGGAGAAAGGAGGAGAAACGGCUCGAGUCCCGGCUCUGAGAGCGAUGCUAACCGAGCGGCUAACGACUGCGGGGGAAGAGAUCGUCGCGGUGUUCGAAGACAAAAUGGAGCGGUCCGAGCGGGAGAUCUGCUGCCUGAGGAGGCUGCUGGAGGCCGUGAUGAAGCCCGAACUCCGGCUGCACCGAGUUGUGUGUCCUGCAGACGUACAGCAGCUGAUGGUGAAUAAAGAAGAGGUUCCCCCUGAGCAGCAGCAGUGGAGCCCCCUUGUGGACCAGGAAGACCCAGAGCCCCCCCACAUUAAAGAGCAACAGGAGGAACAGUGGACCAAUCAGGAGGGAGAGCAGCUUCAACAACUUGAGCAGGCCGAUAUCAAGUUCCCAUGGACUGCUGUCACUAUGAAGAGUGAAGAAGAUGAAGAGAAACCUGAGUUGUCACAGCUUCAUCAGAGUCAGACUGAGGAGAACAGAGCGGACUGUGGAGAACAAGAACCAGCCAGGAACUCAGGUCCUCAUGGACAUUUACAAAAAGAUACUGCGGACAAGACUGAAUACUCUUCUGAGACUGAAGACAGUGAAGAUGAUUGGAUGCAGACAUGGGAACCUCAGUCUGGUUUAAAUACAAAAAAUGAUAAACAGCCUCUCAGUGAUAUGAAAAGUAAAACUGGUAAGAAAGCAUUUGGUUGUUCAGAGUGUGGUAAAAGAUUUCUUCUAAAGGGUGAGCUAACUGUACAUCUGAGGAUUCAUACAGGAGAGAAACCAUCUAGUUGUUCCUAGUGUGGUAAAAGAUUUAUAAAAAUGGGUAAUAUUACUUCAUAUGAGUUGUAAUAUAUAGGAGUGAAUAAAUUUAAUUGCUGUGUGGUUAAAGAUUUAAGUUGCAUCGUUUACAACAAAAAACUUGUUAGGAUUUGUCAGCAACUUUUCAUAUUAUCUAUAUUCAUAGUUCACUUUUGUAAAUAGAGAAUUUAUAAUUCCCCCUUUCACCUGUUUUAGAAAAAAUAACGCAUUGAAUAACAUGAAUGAUUUGUGUUGAUAUUUCUAUUUCUUUGAUUUAUACCAUAUAUAUUACAUACCCAUAUAUGCUUAAUGUAUUUUUCAUAAUUUCCUGUCUGUAAAAAAAUUGCCCGAAAUUAACAGCUGAAUAUACAUCAGAGAAGUCAUACAGGAUAGAAACUGUUAAAUUGCUCCUAAUGUGGUAAAAGACAUAAACUAAUGGGCAAUCUAUCUGUGUAUACGAUUAGUCAUACAGCAGAUCAUUAUUUUACUUUUUCUGUGUGGAAAAAGAUUUCACUGUUGGUACAAUUUUUAAAGAGAGGAGGAUUCAUACAGGAGAAAAAUGAAUCGUUUGGGACAAAAUAUUUAAAUCUAUCAGCAGCUAUCGAUAUUAUCCAUAUUCAUAUUUCACUGUUGUAAAAAGAGAAUUAAGAAUCCCUCCAUCUGUUUUAGCAGAGUUAAACAAUUUUUAUGUUCAAACAAAAUACAAGUCAUUGAAAACAUGAAA